Messenger RNA from Amphimedon queenslandica, 1143 nucleotides. RefSeq names its product ATP-dependent DNA helicase RecQ-like. Gene Ontology annotation, cellular component: nucleus; cytoplasm; chromosome. Lineage: Eukaryota; Metazoa; Porifera; Demospongiae; Haplosclerida; Niphatidae. The coding region runs from base 1 to 1143 and encodes 380 amino acids. The record is from RefSeq and is a predicted model, not a curated record. The transcript is spliced from 5 exons. Gene Ontology annotation, biological process: double-strand break repair via homologous recombination. Gene Ontology annotation, molecular function: four-way junction helicase activity; nucleic acid binding; 3'-5' DNA helicase activity.
AUGGAUGUUUUUAUAAGAGAUGUUGUCAAAAGUAAGCUAGGUUAUAAUAUUAUAAUGAAAGAUGAGCAAGUAGUAGCAGUGAAGGCAAUUCUGGAAGGAAAGGAUAUCUUUGUGGUGCUUCCUACAGGCUAUGGAAAGUCCCUGUGUUACAUGGUUCUCCCUUUUUUGUUUGAUGCAAUUUUGUCAGAGAAAGGAUCUAUCAUUAUUAUUGUAACACCAUUGACUGCAAUCAUUAAAGAUCAAGUAUCUGCUUGUCAAGAGAAGGGUAUUAGUUGUGGCUACAUUUGUGGAGAGAAUGAUGAUAAGACCAUGACAGCUGGAGUUGAAAAUUGCAAGUAUCAAUUAAUAUAUUUUACUCCUGAAAUGCUUUUACUGAAUAAGAGAUGGAGAAAAUUACUUAUUUCAGCAGCAUAUCAAACCAAGAUAAAAGGUCUUGCCCUUGAUGAAGCUCAUACUAUCAAGAAGUGGGGCUCUACAUUUCGUGAAUCACUUGCUAAAAUUGGAGAACUACGAAGUUUAUUACCAGGAAAAACACCCAUCAUGGCAUUAACAGCAACUGCUGAUUACACGUUACGUACUGAACUUCAAUACAUUAUUGGCAUGAAGUCACCUUUGUCUGUUGUUCUUCCACCUUGCAAACCUAAUAUCACAUACAAAAUUCAUGAAUAUAUUUCACUUCAAAGCAAUUUCAUGCAUAUUGUUGAAGUUGGUGCUCCAUCAUUAUCAAAGUACAAACUUGUUGAAAUGUUUACAAGCUGCACUGAUGAAGCCAUAAAAAAGCAAAUCAUUAUCUCAUUCACGAAAGGUGAUACUCUUUGUAUUGUUUGUGCUACAAUCGCAUUUGGCAUGGGUGUGGACUGUCCCAACGUUUGGGUUGUAAUGCAUGUAGGACCAUCAGAUGACAUAGAAUCAUAUAUUCAGGAGACUGGCCGUGGAGGUCGUGACGGACUCCCCUGUGAAGCUAUUUUAUUAAACAAAAAGUCAUCUUUGCGAUAUGCUAAUAAUGCGAUGAGAGAAUAUGCAAAUAACUCAUCAGAAUGUAGAAGACACUUAUUAUUUAGAAGAUUAGAAGGAUAUGAUAAAGAAAAACAUAAUGUGCCAAAGAAAUAUUGUUGUGAUUUCCGUUUUGUCUGUUUUGUGUAA